Pelobates fuscus (common spadefoot toad) is the source of this 1762-nucleotide messenger RNA. It is a transcript of the gene PCYOX1L, whose product is annotated as prenylcysteine oxidase 1 like. The record is from RefSeq and is a predicted model, not a curated record. The coding region runs from base 24 to 1541 and encodes 505 amino acids. Gene Ontology annotation, molecular function: prenylcysteine oxidase activity. Lineage: Eukaryota; Metazoa; Chordata; Amphibia; Anura; Pelobatidae. The transcript has 6 exons. Gene Ontology annotation, biological process: prenylcysteine catabolic process; prenylated protein catabolic process.
CGAGCCCUGUGUGCAGCAGUGGAAUGGUUCGCUCAGCAUCCUGCAUCCUCAGCAUGGCUGCAUUACUCUUACUGACAGCCCCCCUCCUCCAGCUCUGCACCGGACACCAAGGACCUUCAGAUCUCCCUGGCAAGAUCGCUGUGGUAGGUGCAGGUGUUGGGGGAUCCGCUGUAACCUACUUUCUACAGCAGCAAUUUGGCCCCCAGGUGCAGAUUGAUGUGUAUGAAGCGGAUCGUAUUGGGGGUCGAUUGGCCACCCUGACUGUAAAUAAUCAGCUGUAUGAGUCAGGAAGUCCAUCAAUCCAUUCACUGAAUCUCCACAUGCAGGACUUUGUUAAACUUCUGGGACUCAGACACCGGAGGGACGUAGCUGGUAAGAGCGCCAUAUUCAAUGGUGAUCAACUAGUUCUGGAGGAGACAGACUGGUAUCUCCUAAAUCUUUUUCGUCUGUGGUGGCACUAUGGCAUCAGCUUUCUGAGGCUGCAGAUGUGGGUUGAGGAAGUCAUGGAAAAGUUCAUGAGGAUUUAUAAGUACCAGGCACAUGAAUAUGCAUUCUCCAGUAUAGAGGAGCUGUUGCGCUCACUGGGAGGAGAGCAUUUUGUGAAUAUGACGCAGAAAUCUGUUGCAGAAUCUUUAUUGGGAGUUGGAGUGACACAGCGCUUCAUUGACGAUGUCAUCAGUGCAGUGAUUAAAGCCAAUUAUGGACAAUCAGUUGCCAUCCCAGCACUAGUGGGGGCCAUGUCUUUGGCUGGAGCUCAGGGGAACAUGUGGGCCGUGGAAGGAGGUAAUAAGUUGGUUUGUUCAGGACUGCUGAAAAUGACCAAAGCCAAUGUACUCCAUGCAAAGGUGAAGGCAAUCUCUCUGCACAGCUCAGAGAAGAAACCCCUUUAUGAAGUCCUUUAUGAUCAAGAGGGGGCCCUUGGUUCAGAAUUCUAUGAUCUUGUGAUUGUGGCUGCUCCUCUCCACAAGACUGGAUACGCUAUCUCAUUUCGUAAUUUUCAGCCUCCUCUCCAGCCCCCCAUAGAUUCCUACCAUCGUGUUGUGUCAUCCAUUGUUCAUGGCUACCUCAAUUCAUCUUAUUUUGGCUUCACCGACCCAAAGCUUUUUCCAUUCUCCAGCAUUCUUUCCACGGACAGCCCAGACUCGUUCUAUCACAGCCUAGAAAAUCUGUGCCCCAUCAACGUCACUGUUGGUUUUCGAAGGAAGCCCCCACAGGAAGCUGCAGUCUGGAGAGUGCUGUCACCACGACCUCUGGAAAGACGGGAACUAAAAACUCUUUUUAAGUCCUACUACUCAGUUCAGGUAGUAGAAUGGCAGGCGUUCCCCAGCUAUGGAUCCGCAGGCUCUUCACGGACUUUGCCUCCCAUUAUUCUUCAUGACGGCCUUUAUUACUCAAGUGGUGUUGAGUGGGCUGCUACCUCUGUGGAAAUGAGUGCUGUGGCUGCUAAAAAUGUGGCCUUGUUAGCAUUCAAUCGUUGGUUUGAACUAACCGAAAAAAUAGACCAGCAAGAUUUGUUACAUAAACUAAAAACUGAAUUGUAAGAAUAGAUUUCCUUUGUGGUGUUCAUGUCCAUAAUAGAGUAUUAAGGCACAUUAAGGCUAACACUGGAAUAGACACAGCAUCAAGCACAUAUCUCGCCACUUUAAUUACUGUAUAGAAGAACAACGUUGAUUACACUGAAACUGGAUCAGGGAAAUGGAAAUCUUCAAAAGUGUAUUUUGAUUACUCUACAUGCAGCUCAUUUAAAAUGAACAACCCAUCU